This is a messenger RNA of Lolium rigidum, 1491 nucleotides long. Its product is annotated as protein NEN4-like. Gene Ontology annotation, molecular function: 3'-5' exonuclease activity; nucleic acid binding. Bases 500 to 1390 code for a protein of 296 amino acids. Lineage: Eukaryota; Viridiplantae; Streptophyta; Magnoliopsida; Poales; Poaceae. The record is from RefSeq and is a predicted model, not a curated record. The transcript has a single exon.
GUCCUCCAAGGAACACCUUGAACAACACAUGACUUUGAGAGAGCUCGAUGGAUGCGAAGAGAAGCAAAGGUAACUUGACUAGUUAAGGUGACUUGUGUUGGUGCUUCUGCUUGCAUGAGAAACUUGGAAUCUUCAUAUCCAUAUGCCAUGGAUAUUUGCGUUGGUUGUGAUCUUGGGGUAACUAACUUCACCUUCCUUUCUUCCCUAGCUUGCUUGCUUCCAUCGUUGGAAGUCCCCAAACUGAAAACGCACACGCAUGCACCGUCCAAAUGAAACAAACCUCCAUGGACAACUAGAACAAAUAUUCCCCUCCAUGUUCUUGCCAUUGUCAAAGCUUAUAUACAUAUCCAAGUAGCUCUUGGAACAGGAGAAGGAGAAGCAACCUAUCAUCAUCAUCUUCAACCUUGCUUGCUUCCUUCUUUCCUUGAAAGAAAGAAAGAUAAAGAGAGCUCGGUCGUCAAGAAACCACCGAUCGAGCAAGCACGGACAGCAAGAAUCAAUGGCGACCAAGAGGAGGGAGAUGGUGUUCUUCGAUGUGGAUGCAGCGGCGUCCUCCCCGGACCGCAAAGAAUGGCACCUGCUCGAGUUCGGCGCCGUCCUCGUCUGCCCCCGGCGCCUCGUCGAGCUCUCCAGCUACUCCACCCUCAUCGGCCCGUCCCCGGGCCAAGACCUUGCCGACUCCACACGCUUCUCCGACGAGCUCCCGUCCUCUGCCUCCGUCGCACCGUCCUUCCCCGACAUCGCCGCCGACAUCUUCGCCCUCCUCGACGGCCGCGUCUGGGCGGGCUACGGCAUCCACCGCUUCCACAUCCGCGAGGCCUUCGCCGCCGCCGGCAUGGACGCGCCGGUGCCCGCGGGCGUGGUCGACUCCCUCGACGUGCUAGCGCAUCCAAGGUUCGGCCGGAGAGCAGGGGGCGUGCUGGAGAUGGCGACACUCGCAACGUACUUCGGGAUCGGCGUGCAGCCGGCGCACCGGUGCCUGGAUGGCGCCAGGAUGAGCCUCGAGGUGCUCAAGCGCUGCGCCGGGGCGCUGCUGCUCGAAUCCAGCCUCUCCGCCGAGCAGGCCAGCGCCGUCACCACCAAGCGCAAAACGACCGGCAAGAGCACGUCGGCGACCGCGACGCCCAAGUCUAACAGCAACACGUUGGAGAUGGCAUUUGCCCGUGCGGCGGCGACCAGGACGGCCCCUUCUUCUGCUGCAGCGGUACAGAAGACGAAGGUGGACGGGUCAUCGUCGUCGUGCAACAAGAGGGACAGCAUGGGGAAGGUGGUGGUGGAAAAGAAGGGCUCGGCGACCACGACGACAGCCACUGGCGGUCGGCGGGUGCGAGCACCGGCACCGCCGACGUUCAGCAUGGUCCUCAGGCCCUCCAGGGCCAUCGUCAGAUGAGACAAUCAUCCAGACCACGUUCUGAUUCGUUCCUUCAUUCAUUUGUAAACUGUACAUACAGAUACAGACCACAUUAUACAUUUGGUAGUUCUGUUCAUAGU